Somion occarium is the source of this 1616-nucleotide messenger RNA. NCBI's taxonomy places the organism in Eukaryota, Fungi, Basidiomycota, Agaricomycetes, Polyporales, Cerrenaceae. The record is from the annotation of a GenBank genome assembly.
AGCCUGCGCGUCUGAAACGACUCGCCGAGCUGGCGUGCACAGACUUCCGCUCUUACUCUCAAAGCACCCACUACAGCGGGCUCCUUGGCCUACCUCUCAUCAUGGAUCAGCCGGUUGCGCGGAAGACAUUACAAGAACUAAUUAAACGGGAAGAUUUAGACAACAAACGAUGCAUCGACUGCAAUAAUCCAAACCCGCAGUGGGCUUCGCUCAGGUCGGUCCACAUUCCUUUGCAGUGUUUAUGUGUCUACAAUGUGCUGGUGUACAUAGAGGCUUUGGUGUGCAUGUUAGUUUCGUACGAUCAGUGUCGAUGGAUACUUGGCAAGAAGAACAAAUAAAGCGCAUGCAGCUCGGGGGAAACUCACUAUUCCGAGACUUCAUAAAAUCCUACCCAGCAGAAGGCGGGUACACAGAGGGAAUGAGUAUGCAUGAUAAAUACCACUCAUGGGCGGCCUCCCAAUACCGCGAGAAACUUGAUGCCGAGUUGGCAGGCAAACCAUGGUCACCGUCUUCACCACCCGCAGGUGCUGUUGCAGGGACUGCGAGUCCCCCAGGAAGGCCCUCGUCAGCCCAAGGGCUAAGGAAAUCUCGGGCUUCAGCUCGGUCAAAUACGGGGAGGAGUAUGAGGAGUGAUUCACCGGCUUCAUUCGGCAACAACUCUGGUAGCAACACUCCAGUGACGACGCCAAACCUUAGUCACACACCAUCAGACCAGAAAACUGCGAACGAAUCGUUCUUUGCGGGUUUGGGGCAGGCUAAUGCUACUAGACCAGCGGACUUGCCGCCUUCACAAGGUGGGAAGUAUCAGGGGUUCGGGAACACACCCACACCGCCACCUGGCUCUCAACAUCCAUCUUAUGGGCUGUCGUCCGCUGCAGCGCCAAGAUUAUCAGAAUUCCAGGAUAACCCCGUCGCAGCGUUCAGCAAAGGCUGGUCCCUCUUAUCUGCAGCCGUUGUCGGUGCAUCUCGUGUCGUAAGCGAGAACGUUAUCCAACCAGGUGUGCAGAAAGUCACGGACCCAAACUUCCAAGCUGGGGUACGCGGAUACGUGUCGGAAGCAGGUAAACGUGCGGGAGAAGUAGGGAGCCGCGCGAACAUGUGGUCCAAGCAAACUCUAGGUGUGGACGUUGCAGAGCAGGUCGGCGGGGUGGUUGGGACUGUGAGGGAUCGAGUCGGCGGUGGACCGUCAAGUAGAGGGUAUGGUGUGGUUAGCCAAGGGUAUGAGCAUGGCGAAUCGAGUGCGUUGUACCAGGAUCAUGAGGAUGAGGAUGAUUUCUUUGGUGAGUUUAGUGGGAACACGCCGAGGACUCAGACUGGUUUUGGCCAAAGCAGUAGCUAUAGUAAUGCGGCAGCGGGUGGGGCUGGGGCAAAGCCUGCUGGAAGUGCUCAAAAAAGUGAUGAUUGGGACGAAUGGAAGGAUUUCUGAGUGGCUGCGUACUUGGGACUAUUUAUUGCAUUCUUGUAUUUAUGAUACCUGCGGCUAUUUGGAAUCUCUCUUCAUUCUCCUGGAUAAAACCUAUGACCCCAAAGUCGGCAAGGCUGUACUUGUAAACCAAGUAAGCUCCCAUAUCGAGUCCAGUCUGACAUUAAGCGCCCAAGAAAAGGUCCUCGUCAUG